AUGGUUGUGAAAUGCGAGAGCCGUGUUUCUGGCAAAGUGAUGGUUGUCAAGAGAAUCAAGAAGAUGCCUUCAGUAUCAGGAGACGCCUCAGAUGAAGAUGAGGCCGGUGCCGAUCAAGGCUUCCCUGUCCGUUAUCUUCGAGAGGCCUGUCUUCUCAGGGCCUGCAAUCACCCCAAUGUGAUGAAGCUUGAAUUCGUGACAUAUCAUGAAGGCCAGAUCGAGCUCUUUUCUGAGUUUGUCGGAUUGAACGUAGAAGACUACAUUUCGAGUCUUUCAGACGAAUACUUCACCCGAAACAAGCAGAAGCAUGAAUGGGUACUUCAGCUGGGCCGAUAUUUUAUGAAACAGGUUCUGAAGGGCAUUGAUUACUGUCAUUCCAUCGGAAUUUUAUUACGAGACGUGAAACCUAGGAAUUUUCUGAUUUCUUCCGAUGGAACACUGAAGCUGACAGGGUUCGUUCUGGCUCGCUUUUCUCUUCUUCCUGAGGAACCUCUUACACAACAAGUUGUGACGCUCUCUUACAGAGCACCGGAAAUCAUCCUGGGUGGAACCUAUCCUGUCUACACGGCACCUGUCGAUAUAUGGUCAGCAGGUUGUACUUUUGCCGAGAUGAUCACCGGCCGGACACUCUUCGAAGGAGACAGCGAGAUCGGGCAGCUUCUCAAGAUCUUCAAGCUACUGGGCACACCUUCAGAUUGCAACAAGUCAUUCUGCUUUGAAGUCCCUUCAUAUAUUGAGCUUCUUCCUCAGUGGCAGCCUCAGAGUCUGAGUGAAAGGCUGGAGGGCUUGUGUGACGAAGGGGUUGAUCUCUUAUCGCGUAUGCUCUUGUACCAUCCUUGUAGCAGGAUUACAGCAAGGGAUGCUCUGAAGCACCCUUACUUUCAAGGGGAUCAUUCAUUGAUGAAGACAUAA
Guillardia theta CCMP2712 is the source of this 912-nucleotide messenger RNA. RefSeq lists its product as hypothetical. The record is from RefSeq and is a predicted model, not a curated record. Gene Ontology annotation, cellular component: cyclin-dependent protein kinase holoenzyme complex; cytoplasm; nucleus. NCBI's taxonomy places the organism in Eukaryota, Cryptophyceae, Pyrenomonadales, Geminigeraceae. Gene Ontology annotation, biological process: regulation of G2/M transition of mitotic cell cycle; regulation of gene expression; signal transduction. The coding region runs from base 1 to 912 and encodes 303 amino acids. Gene Ontology annotation, molecular function: cyclin-dependent protein serine/threonine kinase activity; cyclin binding; ATP binding. The transcript has 2 exons.